Molecule: messenger RNA, 3496 nt
Organism: Strongylocentrotus purpuratus (purple sea urchin)
Lineage: Eukaryota; Metazoa; Echinodermata; Echinoidea; Camarodonta; Strongylocentrotidae
Exons: 4
Coding region: 30-629 (199 amino acids)
Molecular function (GO): protein binding
Source: RefSeq, a predicted model, not a curated record
UAUUGAUUGCCAAGCGCUUCGUAAACAAUAUGGCAGAAUUUUCGCAGGUAUUUGAAGACGGUCUCCGGGCGAGGAACGUUUUCGUGGCCGACAAGUAUGAUGAUGACGGUCGAAAGGAUAAUUAUAAGGAAGAAGAAGAAAAAUAUGCUUUUACGGAUGAGUCGGGACCCGAGGAAGACCCUUCAUUGCCGUAUGCAGGGAAGGUUUAUCUCGCUCGUCGGAAAAAACCAGACAGUUGGCUCACCACAAUAAUGGAGAUCCUGGCUGUAGUACUUGUAGCAUGCUUCAUCUACUACUCCUACUACUACAUGGACAACCUGCAGUUUCAUGUCACGCACGCCUACGCCCACAUGGGCCAAGCUCAUGCCGCACACAUGGUGGGUCAAAGGUUACUCUGGGGUGAAGGAACCAAGCAGGAUGAGGACAAGGCUAUGCAAUGGUUCAGGGUUGCAGCUGACAAGGGUCAUCCCCAUGCAUCUCAUAACCUGGCCAUAGGUCAUCUCCAUGGUUACAAUACAGAUGUCAAGGACAAAGAGGAAGCAAGAACUCUUCUGGAAUUCGCCAGGGACAACGGAGUUCAUGAAGCCCAUGAUGCAUUGCACCGUCUUUGUCCGCAUGACCAGUGUUGAGAAAAUACGGAAGGAAACAAUGGAAUCUUGAGUGGCCCUUUUCAGUAGGAAAUGAAUCCAGCUUAUUUCAAAAGACAAAUUGUGUUGGUGUUCCUUGUAUGUUCUGAAUUAUGAAGGGCAGGUACAAUUAAAAUAUCUCUGCCCUUUAAUUUGCUUGGUUGGAAUUAGCAUUGAUGUACUUGUUAACAGUAUUUGAGAGGUACAGUAAAUCAUGGUGUUGAUCAGAGUAACAGGAGUAGAGAAACAGAUAUGUUAAUUAUUUUGUCUACUUAUUGCAUGCGAAUAAUCCUACAUGUGACGAUGUGUAAGAGGGUGAAAGCAUGCUUACGACCCAUCCCUUUAGGAAAAGAACAGGAAACUAAAACAUUCCAUGUUGUACAACUAUGGAAUUUUUAACAUGUUAAGUACAACAUUCUGUAACAAAAAGGAAUUUCUGAAAAUGAUCAUCCGCUUUUUAUGCUAUUUGGAAACUUUUUUAGUUAUCAUUGUGUUCUGAAACCACAUGUUAUAUACGGUCUCUGACUGCCAUGUAUUAUAUUGAUGAACCUGAUACUGUCAUCAAAUGGCCUGAAGCAACACCAUGAUUUACAUGUACCUUUUAAUUGUCUUAGAGAAGACCAAUAUUCUUUUAUUUAAAAGAUCAGAAUUAUAUAGGUAACUUGCUCACAUUGGAGAAGAAACAAGUGAUAUUCUAGUGUGCUUUCAAUUGUGUUAUUUUCAAGAGUGUAUACAUACUGAAAUUGCCUUUCUUGUAUGAGUUGUAUUUAUGUCUUUCAAAAUGGUAUCACCUUGACUGAUAAGCAUUCCAAAUCUACAACCUUUUAGUAUUGUUAGUUUGUUAUAUGUUUUUUAUGAUACAUUUUUUGCCUUUUUAACAGACAUUGUAUGAAAUAUGUUAAUAGUCCGGGUAGUUAUCACGAGCAAUCAGGAAUGAGAAGUGAGAUGUGAUUAUGUAAAAGAACACUUCACAUUAGUGUGUUCAACAUUGACAACCACUGUAAUAUGUCUAUCAUCAAAUUUGUAAAGAGUUGUGAGUAGGCUGUGUAUGCAUGUACCAUGAUAGCUUUCUUAUACUUUAAAAUUGGUUUUUCAUCUGCUGUUAUUUAUAUACGAUUACAUUUGUUUGUUUUUAGAUAGCCCCCCCCCCCCCCCUCCCAAAAUCAGAUUCAAUCAAAUCAGAUUACAAAUUUUAAAUUGUGAGCCCACCACACAUUUUGACAAGAUUACUUUUUCUCCAUUUUCUUUUCUUUUUUUUUUCCUGUUGGUGGGGGUGCAUUUAGGGUAAAGAUUCUAAAUUUUAAAAUGUGAAUUCUUGCUAAUGGGUAUUCUCAAAGGUCUCUUGAAAACUUACAAAUUAAUUCCCUGCAUUUUCUGUCAUAUUAAACAUGUUACUACCGGUAUGUUUAUUCAAAAUCUCAAUCCACUUUGGAUCUUUAAAAUGUCUAAUCAUAUUCAAAUUCCUUCCUAGAGAUAUUUUCUGUCACAUGAAGCGAUAACAUACUUGUAAUAUACAUAUAUAUUGCACACAAGUAUUUGAUUUUACCGUCCAAAUUAUUCAGCUCAAUUUUUAAAAUACAAAUGUUUGUGUAAUAUAUACCUUUUGAAGUGUGCUUCGUGAUUGUAAAUUUCAUGUACAUAUAAAUUGAAACUAGAAGUGUUCAUUUGCAUUCUAAAGAAAAAGGGUUUAAAACAGCUAUUACACAAAAGGAUGUUUAUAUAUUUAUAGUAAACAUAUCUCCCCCCGAAUGAGGCUAUGAAGCCUCAACAUUGAAUUUUCCCUACUUUUUAGUAGAAAAUUAUUGUUAUUGAACAAUGUAGAUUUUUAUGCAAAAAUGCAAUCCAGAAAUCUUCACUUAUGUUAUUAAUCAAAUAGAUGCUACAUUUUAUUACAUUACUCUGUUAGUGUGAAAUAUUGCCAGAUUUUUGCUGAGAAAGUUAAGUACUAGAAUGUUUUGUUUUUGUUGUGACAUGAAACCUAGUUUGAAGGUUCUGAAAUAAUUAGUCGUCAUGUAUAGUUGUGUGCAAUAGUUUUUUUUGUUUUUUUUUUUUUUUUUGUUCAGUGCCAGUAUGAACAUAUUUUAGAUCAGAUGUUUGAUUGUGUGUUUGUUUUUUCUUUUACCGUGUUGCAGCAAUAAUCUUUGGUAGAUAUUUAUCUGAAAUUAGACUUAACACAAAAUAAUCUUUAUCACAGAACAAUAUCUUCUUCUUUAUUUGAAGUUACAUACCUAUUCUCAUGAUUUAGUCACUUGUCUCUAAUCUAGACACUACUGGAUUAAUAUGACUAACUUGAAGGAAAAAAAGAGAUGUGCAUCAUCAUUUACUUUCUCAGGCCUGUUGAUAACAAAUGCCGAAAAUAUCCGCAGUGAGACUGAAACAAAGUAAAUUUACAAAAAGUAAAAAAGUUAAUUCAGAUCACACGUUACAUUAAAAAUGGUGAUUUACCAAAACAGUGAUUUACAGUUGUAAUUACACUGCUGAAAAAGUUAUUCUACUGAAUAGCACAAUUUAUAAGGAAAAGAAAAAUAUGAAGUAAUAAACAAAAUAUUGCAUUUUGUUAUGUCUACUAUUAAUGAAUGCAUUUUGUUUUUAGUAAAAGUAAUAUACCCUUGCAUUGGAAAAUCAAAGAAGUUCUUAUAAAUAAAUAUAUGAUUAAGUUUAAAAGACUCUGGUAGUUUUAAUGCUAGCUUUGAUAAUAAAUCUUAACAUUGGGAGACAUGAUUACAUGAUGUAAUACUAGUUAUGCCAAUUAUUUGUGAGAACAAAAUAUUGAAGAACAAAAUAGUCUCGUAUUUUCUUAAAGAUAGUAUUCCAUUAAAAAGUGUUGUUGAAUGUAUUACUGAAUUGAUUAAAAUUAGAUAUAUGGAAAA